CUACCCGGUAUAUUUGCUUGGCAAAUAUUCUAACAGAGAAUCAUUUAUUCAGUUCAAUAGUUUGGAAAAAUAUUGUGUAUUUGUAUUGCUGGCUGGAUCCGACAUGAUUGGAAAGUUUUUAGCAUUGGCAGCGACACUUGCUGUAGCAAUAGCCUCUCCGGUAUAUGGUCCAGUUUCCUACGGCCCCGCUCUUUCCUACGGAUAUGCAGCAAAGGCAAUUCAACCUCUGCACACGGUAGCAGUGGCGAAACCGGUAAUCGCAGCUGCCUCGUACAUCCAUCACGCACCUCUCAUUGCACAUGCCCCGGUCGUUGCACCUGUUGUGAAGCACGUGGAAGCCUAUGAUCCCAAUCCACACUAUAGUUACAGUUAUGGAGUGGCUGAUCCUCAUACCGGCGAUUCCAAGCAUGCCGAAGAAACGCUAGCUAACGGAGUAGUGCACGGCAGUUACUCGCUGACGGAACCAGAUGGCACAAUCCGCAAGGUCACCUACACGGCGGACAAAAUUCACGGUUUUAAUGCCGUCGUGGAAAAAUCAGGUCACGCAGUUCAUACGGCCCCAAUCGUCAAGAAGGUUGUCGCUGCUGCUCCAAUCGUGCAUGCGGCUCCCUACGGCUACUAUCAUCAUUGACCACACUGGCGCACCAAAAACCACCCUUUAGCUCAAGCUGUAUGAAAAGUGCAAAGUCUAGUAUGUAAAAAUAGCCUAUAAGUAUAGUAAAUUAAAGCAAAUUGUCUCCGUUUCACUGGAGAUGGCAAAAAUCAAACAAAAACC
Messenger RNA from Topomyia yanbarensis, 775 nucleotides. RefSeq names its product larval cuticle protein A2B (gene Cpr64Ac). Lineage: Eukaryota; Metazoa; Arthropoda; Insecta; Diptera; Culicidae. The transcript has 2 exons. The record is from RefSeq and is a predicted model, not a curated record. Gene Ontology annotation, cellular component: extracellular matrix. Bases 104 to 631 code for a protein of 175 amino acids.